AUCUUGAUAUUUUUUUACACAGUGCAAGAGCAGCCAGGCCCUUUUUCUUUACCUAUCUAGUAUCUAUACUAUAAGAACAAAUGCAUAUUCACUUAUCAUAAUAUUCUUCAUCUGUAAUAACCAUUGCCUCAACAUUUUUUCAUGUCUCCUUUUCUGUUUCUAAUUUUACUUUCAUUUGGGUUCAUUCAUGACCAAGUUCUUCAAGUAUUGUCACACACCUUGUAAUUUUUGUAGCUUAAUCUAGUGUUAAGAAAGAAGAUUACCCUUUAAAUUUCUUGUUUUUCUAGCAUAAUCAGUUUUUUUUCCUAUCUAAUGGCCUUUGGCCCAUCUCAUAAAAUUUUCGCCAUAGAUUUUAAGUUUUAGUUCUUUCUUAGCCAGUUUGUACUUUGUAUCUUAGCAUUGAUAGUAGUGUUUAAAGGUUUGUAGUUGAGUUGGUAAGAGACAGUUUCCUGAUUAGCCAAUUCUAAUAAGGAGUUUGCAUUGCUAUAAAUAAAAGAUUGAGCUUUGCAAGUUAUGGAAACAUUGUAUCCAGCUUCACAUACUUUCAGCUCAAGUUACUUGAUGCAAGAUUGCAAGAGCACAAUUUGGACUAAAGAAGAGAACAAGAAGUUUGAAAGUGCUCUUGCAUUGUUUGAUAAGGACACCCCGGAUCGAUGGAUAAAAGUUGCAGACAUGAUUCCUGGGAAAUCAGUUUUAGAUGUGAUGAAACAGUAUCAGAAUUUGGUAGCUGAUAUUACUGAUAUAGAAGCUGGUUUAGUCCCCCUCCCAGGAUACCUGGCUUCUUCCUGCACACUGGAAUUGAUGAAGAAUGGCGAGUUUAACGGGUUUAAAAAACGCCCUAUGGGAUGUAGAUCCUCUGAUCAGGAGAAGAAGAAAGGCGUUCCUUGGACCGAGGAUGAGCACAGGCGGUUCUUGAUGGGGCUCCAGAAGCAUGGUAAAGGGGAUUGGAGGAACAUUUCGCGUGAUUUUGUAGUUACGAAGACAUCAACUCAAGUGGCAAGUCAUGCUCAGAAAUAUUACUUGAGACAGCAGCUUGCAGAAGGUAAAGAAAAGAGGAGGCCUAGCAUCCAUGACAUCACGACGGUCCAUCUUACAAGUGAUGCUCAAUCCGACAAUCACAAAUUCGCCUCUCAUGACAAGUCUGCCUUGAUUCCAUUGCCGGAAAAGUGCAUUACAGCACCGAAAAUGUUUCUUGACUGGAACCACUUGGAUAAUGGCUCAAUCCUGGACUGCAGCUCGACGUAUAAUGACCUAUGUGUGCCAUAUUCGCAGGAGAGUGCUCUGCGUGAUUUUAAAGUUCAGAAGGGUGGCGCCCGUGUAGCUGACUUCGGGCUUCUGGAUUUAGGAUUUCAGUUCCAGUCAACCAAAUAUCAGAUUUGGUGAAGAGAGCGCGAUAUCAAUAGUCAAGCAGUUGAUUAAAAUGCAAAAGAUCUUAUGUCAGUUAUCUUACAAGUACUUUUUACAAGACUAGAAAUGGAUUCAGUUCAAGCUGUGGUAGCUUUAAUUUGUUAUGAGACUAUUGAAUGUGUGUAUAUAUAAAUUUCUACUUACUCACAAUUGCUUUUA
Daucus carota subsp. sativus is the source of this 1566-nucleotide messenger RNA. Its product is annotated as transcription factor DIVARICATA. The coding region runs from base 514 to 1383 and encodes 289 amino acids. The record is from RefSeq and is a predicted model, not a curated record. Gene Ontology annotation, molecular function: DNA binding. The transcript has 3 exons. Lineage: Eukaryota; Viridiplantae; Streptophyta; Magnoliopsida; Apiales; Apiaceae.